UUUGGCGGGAACGCGCGAACGCGAGGAGUGAAGUUGUGUGAUUUCUUUUAUUUUGUCUAUUUAGUGUUUCUUCGGGUUCAAAUGUGUAAUAAUGGUGGUUUAUUAACUGUUUAAUAUCUGUGAAAGUGCACAAAUCUGGAAAAAUGAAACAAAGCCGCUGGACGUAACUUCUCGGGAUCCUCCAAAAAGUCCACUGAAAAAAUCUUAGUAAAUGACCACGAUUUUACUGAGAUUAUAUUUCAUCCCAUAUCAUCUCAUUUCAUUUAAUUUCAUCCCAGUUGGUUAAUGUCUCAAAUUAAUUGUCUUCAUUUCAUUUCACUCCAUAAUAUCAUUUUUCAUAAAAAUAUGAAUAUAAAUUAAAAUAAGACAUGACUUAAAGGUCUCAGUUACCAGGUCAUAAAAUCCUUUUUAAAAAAAUUUUCAAUAAGUUUACCUAAGUGGUUAAGCAUCUUGCACAAAAUAUAUUUCAGUAUAAACGUAACAUUAUUGUUAAUGUAAUUUGUAGAAUGGGUACUAGAAUACUGCAAAGACUAAUUGUGUCAACAUUUAUAAAUAAUGUUACACCCAGACGGCAACUAAGGUUAUGUGAAAAAAUAGUUUGUGCCCAUAAUUUAAACACAACGUACGUUAGGAAUUAUGCAAAAAGUAAAGACAAAGGAAAGGAAAAAAAAGGUAAAGGCACUAAAGUUGAAAUUAAUAUGGCAGUUCUCUCCGAACUUAUACCAGUAGACAAGAUGAAAGACCGCUGCAGUGCCGCUAUUGAAAACAUGAAGGCGGAUUUUGCUAAACAUUUGUCUAUAAGAUCAACCACUGGCUCGAUAGACACAAUACCAGUAAAAUUCGAGGGCAAAGAAUAUGAACUACAAGAACUAGCUCAGAUUGUAAGAAAGAAUCCUAAAACGAUAGUAAUAAACUUCUCUUCUUUUCCCCAAGUCAUACCGGAGGCCUUGAAAGCCAUCAGUAGUUCUGGUCUAAAUUUAAAUCCACAACAAGAUGGAACUACACUGUUUGUGCCUGUGCCUAAAGUCACAAAGGAGCACAGGGAAGCAUUGGCUAAGAAUGCUAAGGUGUUGUACAUAAAGUGUAGGGAUGCACUCAAAGACAUACAAAAUGAAAACAUAAAGAAAAUGAAGAAACAGACUGGUGUAUCUGAAGAUUUAAUAUUUAACGGAACGAAACAAAUAAAUGCCUUGUGUGAAAAAUAUCUAUUAGAAGCGAGAAGUAUUUAUGAUGCCAAAUGUGUUGAAUUAGUUGGGAAGUAGGUGUUUGUGGAAAUAACUUUGUGUUGUUAAUGAAUAGAAUAAUAUGCAUAAUAUAUAUUUAAGAAAAUAUGCCAUGCAUCUUUUCAAUAAACACCAAUAGAUAGUUUGAAAUAACAAA
Molecule: messenger RNA, 1380 nt
Organism: Bombyx mori (domestic silkworm)
Lineage: Eukaryota; Metazoa; Arthropoda; Insecta; Lepidoptera; Bombycidae
Gene: mRRF1
Product: ribosome-recycling factor, mitochondrial
Exons: 1
Coding region: 507-1262 (251 amino acids)
Biological process (GO): translation
Cellular component (GO): mitochondrion
Molecular function (GO): ribosomal large subunit binding
Source: RefSeq, a predicted model, not a curated record